Messenger RNA from Xenopus tropicalis (tropical clawed frog), 1814 nucleotides. RefSeq names its product magnesium transporter 1 (gene magt1). Gene Ontology annotation, biological process: magnesium ion transport. The coding region runs from base 46 to 1035 and encodes 329 amino acids. The record is from RefSeq and is a predicted model, not a curated record. Lineage: Eukaryota; Metazoa; Chordata; Amphibia; Anura; Pipidae. The transcript is spliced from 10 exons. Gene Ontology annotation, cellular component: endoplasmic reticulum membrane; plasma membrane.
GCUGUUGACUUUGCUUCCGUGUAGGAGCAAAGUUUCGCCGGGAAUAUGGCGGGGCUCAAGGGGUUACUCUUUGGGGGGAUACUUCUUGCACUAUGCGGCGGGCUUUCGGAAGGACAAAAGAAAAAAGAGAUGGUGCUGUCAGAGAAAGUUGGACAAUUAAUGGACUGGGCUAGCAAGAGACCUGUUAUCCGCAUGAAUGGUGAUAAAUUUAGACGUCUUAUCAAGUCUCCUCCAAGGAAUUAUUCUGUUGUAGUGAUGUUUACUGCUCUUCAGGCACACAGGCAAUGUGUGGUAUGCAAGCAGGCUGAUGAAGAGUACCAAAUACUUGCAAAUUCCUGGCGUUACUCAAGUGCUUUUACAAACAGGAUUUUCUUUGCCAUGGUAGAUUUUGAUGAAGGGUCAGAUGUCUUCCAAAUGCUAAAUAUGAAUUCUGCUCCAACGUUCAUUCAUUUCCCUCCAAAAGGGAAGCCCAAAAAAGGGGACACCUACGAGCUGCAGGUUCGGGGAUUUGCAGCAGAGCAACUCGCGCGUUGGGUUGCUGAUCGGACAGAUGUCAAUAUACGGGUCAUAAGGCCCCCAAAUUAUGCUGGUCCUUUGAUGCUGGGUUUGCUGUUAGCUGUGAUUGGUGGCCUUGUCUAUUUAAGAAGAAGCAAUCUUGACUUUCUGUGUAACAAAACUGGAUGGGGUUUGGCUGCCUUGUGUUUUGUCUUGGCAAUGACAUCGGGACAGAUGUGGAAUCAUAUCAGAGGACCCCCUUAUGCUCACAAGAAUCCACAUACUAACCAAGUGAACUACAUCCAUGGAAGCAGUCAAGCACAGUUUGUAGCAGAAACACACAUUGUCCUGUUAUUCAAUGGUGCUGUGACCUUGGGGAUGGUUCUUCUGCAUGAAGCUGCCACUUCAGACUUGGAUGUUGGAAAACGAAAAAUAAUGUGUAUCGCAGGCAUAAGCCUUGUGGUUAUCUUCUUCAGCUGGCUGCUAUCGGUCUUCAGAUCUAAAUACCAUGGCUAUCCAUACAGCUUUCUUAUGACAUAGAAAGAUCAUCCUCUAGUCAAGCACAUCAACUGAAGAUUCUAAAUUUCAUGCUUCACCUAAACCUUCGGCUGAUAGACUGCAUCACAUUAAGUUACACUAAGGCACGUGCCACCCCCUUUAGAAAAUGAUUUCACACUGUGUUGGUAACAACAGACCAAAGAAGAUAUGCAGUGCCUUAGUAAAGUCCAGCAAGGGUUUUUUUUUUUUUUGGUCAUAUUUUUUAUAUAUAUUUUUUUUCUCUUGUUUACAGUUUUCCUAAGUUUCUGCACCAUAAAGGCUACAUCAAGCCUUUUUAACAACUUCUUUUAACACUUUUUUUUCUACAGGAUGUAAUACACAUCUUUAGCAUAGAUGUGAAUUCACUUUUGACUGUGACAGUCAUAAUAGUGCAUAUUGAGAUUUUUUUUUUUUUUUUUUUUCAUUCUGUAUUACACAUCUCUGUGCCUGGCUACAACUGUGUUGUUCAUAAUAAUUUGGUAAAGGUACGGUGUAUUAUCUAGAAACUGAUUCAGACUUCUGCUUGACCUACACACUGAUUUACCUUCCCCUGUUACUUCCCUGGAAGUAACAAGCUAGGUAAUAAUAUUUUGCCUUCCCUGUAUACAGAUAUGCAUCUGUUAGGUUUUUCAUCAUAAGUGCAAAUGCAAAAUAAAAAGCACAAGAUAGCCAUAAAUGUACUCAGAACUGUGCAAUGAACAUUAUAUUUAUAUUUCAGUAGAAGAUGAUCUACUUUCCAUUUUUUUUAUUUUAAAUAAACAGUAUUUUACUUUGAAAGGUUA